Akanthomyces muscarius is the source of this 363-nucleotide messenger RNA. RefSeq lists its product as uncharacterized. The record is from RefSeq and is a predicted model, not a curated record. Bases 1 to 363 code for a protein of 120 amino acids. Lineage: Eukaryota; Fungi; Ascomycota; Sordariomycetes; Hypocreales; Cordycipitaceae. The transcript has a single exon.
AUGGACACGUCAACAUAUGAGCACCUGUGCCGCGUCCUCAUGCAGAUGGUCGUAGCCAUUGUUACACAAAGUCAAGUUGCACAACAUAAAGCCCAAGUCGUCACCGAAGGAGGGGGCGUGGAUGCAAGGCGGCGGCUCCAGGACUUGGCUGCAUAUUGCACCUGCGAUCCAGCCCCUCGAGUACUGCGGGGGGGCCAGCACAGAGGUCCAUGUAAGCAGCACGCACGAUACAAUGCAGGCAGAUCGGCGAGAGGCUCUGACGUCGCAAUGCCUCAUCUACACGACCGGUCCCUGCAUUACGGCCGCUGGCAUUGGGUUGCACGCGUCAAGCUCCUCUGCUGGGUUGAGGGGUUAAGAAAGUGA